GCACGGUCCGUCACAGAAACAGGACGUACCGGCUUCUUGUCUUACUUUUCCACGACAAAAAGGAUUUCCUGAUGGAGCUCUCUUGAUCAGUGUGGCUCCGUUCCUCCAAUAUGUCAUCAGCAUUUGGUAUUUCUGCUGCUUUUUUCCACUCUUUGAAGCGCUCAUGCACUCAGGGGAAAUUCUCUCAUAGAAACCAUUGUCCCUGGAAAACACUGACCUGGCUCCUCAAAACUGGAGCUGUGAGAAAUGCUCAUAGAUGGACAACAACGGCACCAAAGUCAAAGGGCCCUGUAUUUGCCCGGGCCGCCUCAUAUGAAGACAAAACUGCAAUUACAGAUGACAGCGGCGCUCACAGUUAUAAACAACUGUACAGCAGCAGUUUGUGGCUGGCAGCUAGAAUCAGGGCUGCUCUCGGUUGUGGCACAGGUGAUGUUGGUGGUAAACGAAUCUCCUUCCUGUGUGGCAAUGAUGCGUCCUACACAGUAGCACAGUGGGCUGCUUGGAUAAGUGGUGGGACCGCGGUUCCCCUGUACAGAAAACACCCUCCAUCUGAACUGGAGUAUAUCAUUUGUGACUCCCAGAGCUCUCUGCUUGUGGCUGGACAUUCUUUUGCUGAUAAACUGGAGCCUCUGGCACAAAAGUUAGGUCUUCCAUGUUUGGCUCUUCCACCAACCUCUAACCUCAACAGUUUAGAUGAGGUGGAUACUCAUGAAAAAAGUACGAUCGAUGAUUGGAAUGAAAGGUCGGCCAUGAUCAUCUACACCAGCGGGACCACGGGACGUCCCAAAGGAGUACUGCACACACACCGCAGCAUCCAAGCCAUGGUCCAGUGUCUGGUGUCUGAGUGGGCGUGGUCUAAAGAUGAUGUCAUCCUGCACACUUUACCUCUUCAUCACGUCCACGGCAUCGUCAACAAACUGCUGUGUCCGCUGUCCGUCGGUGCCACCUGUGUCAUGCUGCCCGAAUUUGAGCCUCAAAAGGUGUGGGAGAGGCUGCUCAGCUCCAAGGCCCCGCGGGUGAAUGUGUUCAUGGCCGUACCGACCAUCUACUCCAAACUCAUCCAGUAUUAUGACCAGCACUUCACACAAUCUCAUGUCAGGGACUUUGUCAAAGCCGUCUGCAAGGAGAGGAUCAGGCUGAUGGUGUGUGGCUCGGCGGCUCUGCCUCUUCCCACUCUGCGGCGCUGGGAGGAGAUUACCGGGCACACGCUGCUCGAACGAUACGGCAUGACAGAGAUCGGCAUGGCACUGUCCAACCCACUCAAGGGCCCACGCAUCCCAGGAGCUGUGGGUCUUCCUCUUCCUGGUGUAGAGGUUCGCAUUGCCAUGAAUAACUCUGUCAGUACGACCAUUGCAGAGGGAAACCACAGAGAAACUCAGGUGCGUCCCGGGCUCGAGGCUAAAGAGGGAGAGCUCCUGGUCCGUGGAGCGUCUGUCUUUAGGGAAUACUGGAACAAGCCUCAGGAGACCGGCGAGUCCUUCACCGCCGACGGCUGGUUCAAAACAGGUGACACCGCCGUCUACAAAGAUGGCGUGUACUGGAUCAUGGGCCGCACCAGCGUAGACAUCAUCAAAAGUGGAGGCUACAAGAUCAGCGCGCUUGAGGUGGAGCGCCACCUGCUGGCACAUCCGGACAUUUUAGAUGUGGCUGUGGUCGGGGCUCCUGACGCAGUUUGGGGUCAGAAGGUCACCGCAGUCGUGGAGUUGAAACAAGGGAAGAACCUGACUUUAUCGGACUUGAAGAUUUGGGCUCGGGAGCACAUGGCGCCCUACACCAUCCCCACCGGCCUGCUGCUGGUCGACCAGAUGCCCCGGAACCAAAUGGGCAAGGUCAACAAGAAGGAGCUGCUCAGACGCUUCUUCUCCUGAUGGAAAUACGAGUGUACGGUCAGCAGCAUUACACCCAGGAGUAACGUUUGAGUCACUCUUUUUAUAAACUAUGUCGAUUGAACAAGUGCCUUAUUGAUUUUAUUAUAAGAGAAACACUGUCCGUGAUCCAAUGUUUUACGAUCAGACUUUAUUCAUUGAUUAAACUGUUUGUAAUGUGAUAUUAUCGUCAGGGCGUGUGUCUCGGGUCCUGUUAAACGGACUUUUAAGAUGUGUCAGUCUAUAAUAUAUUCAUAAGAUGUAGUUUUUUUAUGAAUGAACCUUCCAAUCCCAUUAAAUGUGAUUAUUUUUUCAAAUCUAAAUAACUGACGUUGGACGCAGUGACAGUAUUUACAGUAUUACACUACGGUACAUUCAAACUGAACCACAAACCUUUUGGUUACUGUGCCUGGUCAUAGAUUAUGUUUUGGAAAAUGACAUAAAAUUCUACGUGAGACUGAAAUAAGUUGAUUGUAAAAGUGCUGCUCCUCCAUCUCUCCUUCUCCAGCUCUCCUCCUCCAUCUCUUACUUCACCUCUCCUCCUCCAUCUCUCAUUCUCCACCUCUCCUCCUCAACUCACUUCCAUCUCUCCUCCUCCACCUCUCAUACUCCACCUUUCCUCCUCCAUCUCUCAUACUUCACCUCUUAUACUUCACCUCUCCUCCUCCACCUCUCAUACUUCACCUCUCCUCCUCCAUCUCUCCUCCUCAACUCACUUCCAUCUCUUGUCCUCCAUGUCUCCUCUUCUAUCUCACGUCCAUCUCUCUUCUUCCACCUCUCCUCCCCCUCUACCAUCUCUCCUCCUCCCCCUCUCUCUUCCUUCAUCUCUCCUACUCCUUUUCUCCUCCUCCAUUGCUCUUUUUCCAUCUCUUCUCCUUCAUCUCUCCAUCUCUCCUACUCCAUUUCUCCUCCUCCUCUCCAUCGCUCUUCCUUCAUCUCUCCUACUCCUUUUCUCCUCCUCCAUCGCUCCUCCUCCAUCACUCCUCCUUCAUCUCUUCUCCUUCAUCGCUCCUCCAGCUCUCCUCUUCUUCCACCUCUCCUCCUUCAUUUCUCCUCUUUCACUUCAUCUCCUUCUCUCCUCCUCAACUCACUUCCAUCUCCUCUUCCCCAUAUAACCUUUUCUAUCUCACCUCCACCUCUCUUGCUCCACCCUUCUCCGCCAUCUCUCUUCUUCCACCUCUCCUCCCCCUCUACCACCUCUUUUCCUCCAUCUCUGCUCAUCCCUUUCCCCUCCAUCUCUCCAUCUCUCCACCUCUUCACCUCCUCCUUCACCUCUCCUCCUCCAUCUCACUUCCCCCACCUCCUCCUCCUCCUCCUCCUCCUCCACCUCCUCGUCUCACAGAUUACACCAGGAACAACUUGACUGUAGACGUCUCUUCAAUGAGGCCUGGCUCGAUGCCAAGAGAAAGAGAGAGAGAAAAAGAGAGAAAGAGAGAGAGAACAACAGAGGUAUGGAGCAGUUGGAGUACGGGGGAUGAGUGUAUUGUUUUCACUGGCGCUAAAUGAACAUAUUGCACUGACUCUGUGUUUUGUGUCAGAGCCUCAGACGUGUCUAGUUUUAAGUCUGGUGAAUUUAAUACUUCAGAAAAUGUGUCGUCUACUUUUAAUGUGCAAUAAAAUGUUUUAAUUGUU
Molecule: messenger RNA, 3497 nt
Organism: Periophthalmus magnuspinnatus
Lineage: Eukaryota; Metazoa; Chordata; Actinopteri; Gobiiformes; Gobiidae
Gene: acsf3
Product: acyl-CoA synthetase family member 3
Exons: 10
Coding region: 111-1868 (585 amino acids)
Biological process (GO): fatty acid metabolic process
Molecular function (GO): medium-chain fatty acid-CoA ligase activity
Source: RefSeq, a predicted model, not a curated record